Punctularia strigosozonata HHB-11173 SS5 is the source of this 1600-nucleotide messenger RNA. RefSeq names its product Fip1-domain-containing protein. Gene Ontology annotation, cellular component: mRNA cleavage and polyadenylation specificity factor complex. Lineage: Eukaryota; Fungi; Basidiomycota; Agaricomycetes; Corticiales; Punctulariaceae. The coding region runs from base 1 to 1530 and encodes 509 amino acids. The transcript is spliced from 9 exons. Gene Ontology annotation, molecular function: RNA binding. The record is from RefSeq and is a predicted model, not a curated record.
AUGCACUAUUUCGGACAACGUAAACAGAGCCCACGCCGUGAAAUAUCGGUGGACAAACUUCCUUCCCCAGGUUCCAAUGGCCUUGUUGCUCAGCUGGAGGCGAAAGCAGAAGAAGAGACAACGGCGCCAGAAGUCAGCGAGAAUGGCGAUGAAGACGAGGAGAGUGACGAAGACGACAUUGAGAUCAUAACAGAACCUCGUCCCCUAUCAAUCGACUUUCGGCAAAACCGUCCAGCUACGGUCCGCCAGGGCAGUACAGGACACGUUUCCACUCCGACGAAACCGCAAGGGCCGUCGCUCACCACUGAAUACACACCUCGAGAACGAGGCGCGGUUGCCCCCAAAACCUCUACCCCUCAACCCUCUCCAUCCAAGCCUGCCGCCCCGGGGCUUGCUGCCGGGGCGCAAACGGUGGAUAUAGCGCCAAGUGCGGAAGAUUCGAAACCUGAGAACGAGGGUCCUGACCCGUCCACACUCCCACCCGUCACUGCGCCGGCUUCGCAUCCAAAGAUAGACCCUACCGCAACGGGUACUAUUGAUGGGCGAUCGGUGUACGAGGUCGAUCUUAGCAACCUUGCCGACAAACCAUGGAGAAGACCAGGCUCGGAUAUCUCGGACUGGUUCAACUAUGGUUUUGACGAGAUUUCGUGGGAGGCGUACUGCUUCAGACGACGGGAGCUGGGAGAUCUUGCAACAGUCCUCAAAACGAACGUCAUCAACUUUGCCGGCAUGCCCGAAGAACAGCUCAUCGCGCUUCCACCUGAAAUCCGACAAAUGGUGAUGGCCAGCGCGAACACCCUCAUGUCCGGUGGGGGCAAUCCUGGUAUGAUUCCUAUGAUGGACAUGUCGCAGAUGCAACAAAUGGGCAUGAUGGGCAUGAAUGGCAUGGAUGGUAAUAUGAUGGGACAGGGCGGCCCAGGUAUGCCUAUGGGCCAGGCAGGCAUGAUGCAGGAUGGCUCUGGCCCGAAUGACGGAAGCAUGAUGAAUAUGCAGGACGGCUUCGGGCCAGGGGGCGGAGCGAAUAUGAUGAACAUGGGCAUGGGGGAUGGCUAUGCGAUGCAGGAUCCUGCCGUCAUGCAACAGGGUAUGCAACAGGGUAUGCAACAGGGUAUGCAACAGGGUAUGAAUCAAGGCAUGAACCAGGGCAUGAACCAAGGGAUGUAUACUGGCAUGGAAGGCAGUCCAGCACCUAUACCGACACCUAUUCCGGGGGGCCGUGGAGCGCCCUUCCGAGCACGCGGCCAAAAUCUGGGCAGCAUGCGUGGCAACCGCGGUGGAUACAUGGGACGUGGACGAGGCGGUCCCCCACUUCCUGCGCGAUCUACUUCACCAUUGCCUCCCAAUGUGCCCACAGGACCUCGAAAUCAAAAUAAAUAUAAGGACCGGGAUAACAAUGGUCCUGCUGUAGAGGGACUGGACUACGGUGGUGGAAAGGAUUUGGGCGACAGAGACGACGACCGGACGGGUGGCAGGAAGCGACGAGGGUCGCCUGAUUAUGGCGAUGAUUCGCGAGGCUCGAAGCGUCGCUGAUCGCGCUUUGAUACUAUCUUAGCUGUGUCUUUAUUCGAGGUGUUAUAUUACGUGCUCAGCCUUGCUCAGC